AUGGCAUCUUUCACACAUCUGCCCGCGGAGCUCAUGGAACUAGGACCGUCGCCUGAGGAGGACGUUAGAGAAGGCCAACGUUGGAUCACCCGUGACAAUCACUUUGAUGACGAGGCCAUGUACGGCCUAGCCAUGAAAACAUUGGAAGGCGAAAGCCUAGUCUCGAGCGACUACCUUCGAGACGCUCUUCUCAUGCGCGAAUAUGCAGCGUAUGCCGCUCUCAUCCUCAUCGUCCUUCCUAAGCUACAUUCUCUGCAUCUUGCAGACUUCAAAACUGCAAGCAUACAUCACGUUCACGCGAUGCUUUGGAGUCUCAAACCUACUGGGGGACGCAAUACACGCCAUGCUUCCGACAAUCUCAUGCAACAAUUGUCUGGUAUCAAAACCGGUUACUUUUAA
Molecule: messenger RNA, 399 nt
Organism: Parastagonospora nodorum SN15
Lineage: Eukaryota; Fungi; Ascomycota; Dothideomycetes; Pleosporales; Phaeosphaeriaceae
Exons: 2
Coding region: 1-399 (132 amino acids)
Source: RefSeq, a predicted model, not a curated record